This is a messenger RNA of Trypanosoma conorhini, 1170 nucleotides long. RefSeq lists its product as uncharacterized. The record is from RefSeq and is a predicted model, not a curated record. Lineage: Eukaryota; Euglenozoa; Kinetoplastea; Trypanosomatida; Trypanosomatidae. The transcript has a single exon. Bases 1 to 1170 code for a protein of 389 amino acids.
AUGGGGCACGAGGACGGCACGAAUUGGCUCCUGUUGCUGCUCGAGCGGCUCCGGCGCGCCGCCGCCCAGCUAAAGGUCAGGCCAGCAAGUGACCAGGACCAGGCGGAGUAUGCUGCGGCGGUGCAACUUCUCGAGCUCCGGGUGCUGGCGCUAGGGGGCGAUGAGUGGCGGGCCUUGGCGGCGAGCGGCGCCGUCGCCGCGGUGGUUGGCUUCGCGGUGGAGAGCGUAUUGGAGGACCCGCUCUCGGGCUUCGCCGUCGAGGCCUGGGCGGGGGCCCUGGACGCGCUGCUGGCGCGGGCGAAGCCGGCUGUCGGCGCCGCCCAGCACGUCCCGCGGCUGUGGGACGCGGCGAAGCAGUUGGCGAGGGAUCGCGGCGGCAGCAACGCCACACUCCAAGCCGCGCUGACGCUCCUGCGGGUGGUUCUCAAGCGAUGCCCGGCAAACGUUGACUGCGUCCCGCGGCAGAACCUUCCCCACCCCGUGAAGACAGCGGCUGUCGCGCCGCGGUUGGCCGCCCUGGAGCUCCUUCCAUACCUCAUUCUACAGUCCCACAAAUACAAUGAGCAGCAGCAGCAACAACAACAACAACAAUAUCCGCAGGAGGAGAGGACUGGCAGCCCGACGCCGUCGUCGCUGCUGCUGCCGCCGCCGCGGCCGCUACUGGCCGCGGCUUGGCUAGAUUACCUGCGCAAAGCGGUGGCCUGCCCUCUUCCCCUGGUGCGAGAGAAGGGUGUGGAAAGCCUGUGUGUUUUGCUGAAGGGGUGCGUGGUGCCGGACACGGCCCAGUCCACCGCCAUGCUGGACAUGAUGAUGCGCCUCGCCGAGGGCGUCGGCAUCUCUUGCAGGCUUGAAAACGACGUGGGCACGGCCAUCGGGUGCUUACUGGCCGCCACGCAGCAUGGAAGUGACUGGACACACUUCGCCGCAGCAACUGACGCGGAAGCCGCGGAUAUUAUUAGGCAUUUAUUUAACCCUAGUGCAAUAAACCACGCGACGCAGCGCGUCCUUUCAGUGGCCAUCGGGGAACUUUUGCUGCAGACUGUCUCGUUGGAUUCCAUGGAGAGGGCUGUGGGCUGCUUUUUGAGCUGCUGCAGCCGGUCCCGCACGAUGACCGCAGGUACAUGCCGCCCAUUGUUGCUCGGGCGGUGCUGCUUUGGGCGUCACGCAUGA